Messenger RNA from Pollicipes pollicipes, 627 nucleotides. Its product is annotated as suppressor of tumorigenicity 14 protein-like. Gene Ontology annotation, molecular function: serine-type endopeptidase activity. Gene Ontology annotation, biological process: proteolysis. The coding region runs from base 1 to 627 and encodes 208 amino acids. Lineage: Eukaryota; Metazoa; Arthropoda; Thecostraca; Pollicipedomorpha; Pollicipedidae. The record is from RefSeq and is a predicted model, not a curated record. The transcript has 5 exons.
AUGGCUGGCCUUGGCCACUUCUGCCUACUGGCCACUGCUGUCUUUGCAACGCUGACGGCUGCGCUCGUCCGCUACGGCCAAGGGGUGCCCUUCUGCGGCGCCGCCCUCAUCAAUGACCGGUACGUGGUGAAGGUCCAUCCACUGUACUCGGAGUAUUUCGACCAGUACAACAUUGCUGUGCUGCGCUUCGAGCCGCCAGUGCCACUGACCACCAGGGUACGGCCCGUCUGCCUGAGCGACGCCCCCUACCAGAGGUUCUCCGUGCACACCAUAACCGGCUGGGGCACCUCCUCUCAGGCCGGUUUCAGGGGUCUGGUGCUUAAGGAGAACCGUAUCAUCACGCCGUUCUUCUCCGCUUGCUCACCCAUGUUACCCGGCCUCUGGAUGUUCCCCAACACCAACAUGUGCGGCUUCCGCUUCGGCUUCGGCUUCGUCCAGAGAGAUGCCGCCAACAGAACAAUGUCGGCCACCGCGCGCGCAGCGCGUCAAAAAUGGCGGCUUCAUCUACGACUCAUGCAACUGAACGGCGGCCCGGCCUGCGGCCCCGUCAUCCCGGGCGUCUUCCACCAGCUGCACUACUCCUACCGCUGGAUCGUCGAGUCCACGCAGGACGCCGCCUACUGCUGA